Biomphalaria glabrata is the source of this 5714-nucleotide messenger RNA. Its product is annotated as minichromosome maintenance domain-containing protein 2-like. The record is from RefSeq and is a predicted model, not a curated record. Gene Ontology annotation, molecular function: single-stranded DNA helicase activity; DNA binding; ATP binding. The transcript is spliced from 22 exons. The coding region runs from base 1509 to 3560 and encodes 683 amino acids. Gene Ontology annotation, biological process: double-strand break repair via break-induced replication. Lineage: Eukaryota; Metazoa; Mollusca; Gastropoda; Planorbidae.
UCUCUAUUCUAACUAGACUACUAGAGGCUAGACCUAGUAGUAAUAGUACUAGAAUCAGGAAUCCUCGGUACAGUCUUCACAAGAUGAUAGCGUUUGUCAUGUACUAUAUGCUGGAAAACAAGUUUCUCAAAAAAAAAAUUAUUGAAAAUGAAAGAAAUGGCGCAACUCAGACUAAUCGGCAUAUGACUACAAACACUUGAUCCAGAUAAGAUAAGUAACUGAUUUGAAAAGAAAUCAUUUGUCUACGGAACAUCUUCAAUUUUGACUUUAAAAGGACUUCUGGCAAGUGCAAAUGUGAUGUCAGGUAGAUUAGCACCAGGAAAUGUUCUUUCACAAAAAUUAUAAUUUCAUUCGUUUUUCAGGUUCAAUGUCAUUUUCCUCAUAGAGAGGAGGUAAUAUUGGCAUAUGUAAACUUGUUUGCCAAUCUGAAGUUUCAUUUGGAAGGAUCAGAUUUAUUUUCCAGAAAAAUUGAGGCAUGUUGCAUUUGAUCCUUGCAGUGACAUUUUUCAUUUCGUCUUGUAAUUUUUGUGGCAGUGUCUUCAUUACUUGUUUUUGUCAAUGAGCCACACAGUGAGUUCUGGUGACUUUUGGUGACUCAUUCUUUACCAAACGUUGAAAUCCAGACCAUCACACUAGCAAACUUGGAGCACCAUCUGUGCAGAUAGCACUAAUAUUUUUCAAAGUGAUUUUAUACUUUUCCAAAAAUUAACCAAUUUUUUGUUAUACAUUUCAAAAGUUUUUAAGAGACAAUCAACUUUAAAAUCCUUGUCGACAAAGUUCAGAUGUUUGCUAUCUAAAUAAUGUUACAGUUAAAUGAGCUUUAUAUGUUCGGCUUAUAGAACCUUGCUACAAAUGACGCACUGGUUUUUUUUAGUUCCUGCUUAAACUUUUGAAGUAAAACCAAACCUUAAAGAAAUUGAAAUUAUAUUUUAUUUUGUUUACGUUCUUUUGAAUGAGAUCCAUUUUCAUGGUUUGUCUCAUAAUAAAAUAUAUAUUUUUUAUUGAAUGGUCUAUUAAACAAUGACUAAUUAUUGGUUAUAAAUGAAAUAGCUUUUCAAAUUACGUCAGAACAUCACCACAGAAAUAAUAGGUAUGAUUCCAAAGGACUUAACUUUGCGUUAUGAAUUCAAUACAUUUAUUAAUUUUAACUGUUAUAAAUAUUUAUACUGUGAAAAUGAAAAUGUUUUAAAUCAUACUGAUUCAGAUGUCGAUCCUUGAAUUACAAUAACAAAAUUGUAACUUCCAAUAAAAAAAACUUUGUAAAAUGUCAAGUUUUACACGUUAAAGUAGACAAAAAAAUCCAUAUUUCCCAUGGACACAUCGACCCCUGGCAAAUCGUCAUUUGACCCUCAAGGGGGUCGCGACCCACAGGUUGAGAACCCCUGAUCUAUAUAGAGUCUAGAUGUAGAAUAUUUUAUAGAUCUAGGCACCAUAGCAUGGCAUAGCCCAUGCUGUCAUCGUAAUAAAUAUAUAGAUCUAUUAUAUAGAGUCCAGUGUAUAGUCAUAGAAUGGAAUUCAAUAUGGGCACCAUACAAAACAGAAAGGAUAUAUUGUCAUCUGUGCUCUUGUUUUUGGACAAAAGGAGUGAAUUUGAAAACAUUAGAAAACAAAUAAAAGAAAAUCUAUUAAAAGAUCAACUUGUUUACAGUUUCCACAUAGAUAUUGAUCUUGGAUAUUUAUUUGAAUAUGAUGUAUCAUUAGGCAAUAGAAUACUAAAAUAUCCCUUAGAAAGCUCAAGUCUGUUUCAGGAGAUUAUAUUUCACUUUUGCCAAAGUCACGACCUGCUUCCUCCAAAAACAACAUUAGCUCAAGUGUAUGCUCAUCUUAAAAUAGUGCAUUUUCCAUCCUGUGGAUUUGAUAUUGGUAGUUUAUCAGACCUCAUAAAGUAUAUAAAUUAUCCAGGUUUUGUUAAAGUUGUUGGUGUUGUGAUUGGUAUCUCAGGAUUAGUCAAAUAUACGCAAAGUACAAAGUAUAUAUGUCCUCUAACUGAAUGUCCAGGUCAUGAUGGAAAUCAUUACAUCAGAAUGCAUGUAUCAGGUGCUUUGGAGACUCACAUUGUCAGAAAUGAUUUCAGGUGUGGGUUUUGUGGUGAAAUUUUGGAGGAAGCUAUCUCAUUUCGUAACUUAUCAGAUAAAAUGGUGAUAGAAAUUGUACCUGUGAAGAUUGUCAACUCUGGCCAAAAGAUCAUCCUAAGUAAUGAACGUCUUCAGGCCAUCAAUGUUAUCUUAAGAGAUGAGCAAGUGAAUUCAAUAGAGCUAGGACAGGGGUGUACAGUAGUUGGGACAUGUCGUGUUGACAGGAAUGCAGAAGACGUUGUGAUCAGUUUAGAGGCCAACAAUAUAAUGAAGUUUAAACCAAGUUUCUUGGUCUCUUUGUCCACAUCUUCCAGAAUUAUUCAAAAGCUGCAUGAUGUGUGCAGUAGAUCACCUUGGCUUUGGCCAUUUUUCUUAGCUCACAUAUUUGGAGCCAGAAUUGUACCAGGAGGCUAUAUGAUCAAAUUAAGGCUUUUACUUUUAAUUAGCCUUGUACUAGACCCUGAGGUCAACUACUUACACAUUUUGAGUAUUGGAAAAGAGAGCAGUCUAUACUUUUCUUUAGUUCAGUUUGCACAGAAAUUUGCCCAGCGUUUCUUCCCUGUGUCUGUAGCAUCUCCACUCUCUGGGAAAGUGAUGAAAGAUAAAUACACAUGGGCACCUUAUUUUUUACAAGGUGGCUCAUUAUUUAUGUCCUGUGGGGGAGUUUGCUCUUUAGGCAAUGUGAGUGAAUGGAAAAAGGCCAAGAAAGAGCAACUACAAACAGUUUUGUCUACAAGUAAAAUAUUUGUGGAUCUAUCCUCUAAGCAUACUGGUGGAUUAUAUCAACAACUUUCUUUUCCACUCAAGUGCCAUGUUUGGGGAUUGAAUGAACCUUCAGUUAAAGACAAGUUAUCUACACAUUCUACAGAUGUACUGAAUGGACAGUACAGUACUGGAGAUUUAUCCAAGAGCUUUAUGGAUGCAUUUAGCUACAUCUGUUUUUUAGAUUGUGGAGAUCUUGGAACAGAAGAGGAGACAGCAAGGGAUGUAGCUCAACAUAUAAUAUCAUCUCAUGUAGUGGAUAAUGAUUCUGAUCUAUUUGACAUACCCUUUGAAGAAAUAGACUAUUUUAUUUCUUUGGCCAGACAAACUGACAGUAAACUAACUCCUGCAGCUGAAGAAGUUGUACAAAGCUACUACAAAACCAGCAGGAUGACCAGGAGCUCUGGGUUGACUGGAUCACAUGUGCCUCCUUCAGCCAUGCAGACUUUGAUUUCUCUUGCUGUUGGUCUAGCCAAGCUUAGAUUGUCUACAUCAGUCAGCCAUGAUGAUACUGUUUUGGCCAUAUAUCUUUAUGAAGAAUACCUUUCCUCCAGAUUUGGUCAGUCAUGUCUCGGUUGUCCACCUCGACAUAAUGUUCCAUGGAGUAGAUUGGAAGAACUUUUAGGAGAACAGAAUCACUGGUUGAUGCAGACUUUUGCUGAACAACUGAUGAGAUUUUGUUCUACUAUGAUGAGCAGUCAAAUAAUUCAUAAAGAAGAAUAACUUGACCACAGAUGAUAGACUGUGAAUCUUUAAAUGUUCUAUGUUUUGAAACAUAAACCAUUUUUUUUCUUUCUAAAAUUAAUGUUCCCUGUUAGAUCUGUGUUAAUACUUUAAAUAGUCUUUUACAGUUUGCCUUGAUGUAGGAAUUAAAUAGAAUAAUUCAUAUUUCUACAAGUUACUUUAAAUACUUCACAUGCUUGCAGAGAAAUGCUUUUAUUCAACAGCAUGUGAAACUCCUAGAUCAGUUACUUAUGUCUCCUUACAGAAUUGGUGAUAUUAAAAUGAUGUAUGAUGUAUCAUUGUUGCAAUUUAUUUUUACAUAAGUUUUUUUUUUUAAUUCAACAUAAAUCUAAUUAAAAACAUUUUAUUCUUCUUAUGUAUUUUAGUGAGGCUAUAGCUAAACAAAAUAUCUUGUAAAUAUGAAACAAACAAUUUAGGCAUUACUAAUUUAAUACAUUUUUUUCAAGUGUACCAGAAAUUGAUAAAAUGGCUGAAAAGCUUAAAAUAAUAUUGUAGAUAUGAAAUAAAGAGGUCAGUGCCGUUCCCUAAAUAUUAUCAGUUUUAAUGCAAAUUAAGUUCCUUUUUCAGACCUUGCAAUCUAUGGGGCAGAUGAUGUAAAGGUCAUUUCUGUGAACCACAGUUAAUGAAGGUGUCAUGUGGCCAGCACAACGACCAACCUCCUUUAAAAUUGCCCCAACUAAUGUCAGGUGCUCAGGGUGGACUUAGAAGCACCCUCAUAAAGAUCCCAUAAUUAAAAAACCCAGUCUUCACACGGGACACCAAGCAGGGCCGGUCCCAGCAAUUGCGGGGCCUUAUGCAAAACUGAUUGCACAGGGCCUAGUCUGGGUGGGAAUAAGGAUAAUAAGUGAAAAUUAAGAUUUUGUUUUAGAAAAUAAAUUCGGCUUUGCAUUUUGUUCAUGUGAUCAAGUUAACUUUAUUUUACAAAUCUUGCAACCUAUGGCAUAUUUAUAUGCCAGUGACUAUAAAAGUAACUAAGGUAUUGGAAAGUGGAAAAUUCCUCUGAUUAUCACAUUUUAUUACACAAAAGCUCACAAUGCCUUUUGUUAUCGAGCGUAGGAUUGGUGUUUUCCGUAAUAAAUGACACACACAAAUGACAAUUUUGUCUAUUUUUUAUGAGAUUUUUAUGAGUGUUCAGGAGAUUUUAAUAAGCGCAGGACAUUUCCAGGAAUUUUUCAUAUAUAUUUAUCAAUUAAUAAUUACAAAUAGAAUUAGCGCGGGGCCCACUGCAAUGACUCAGUUAAUUUCAUCACUUCGUAUACAUAUAUAUUCUCCCUAAGACCGGCCCUGACACCAAGCUGCUGCGCUACUUUAUAUUUUGGUGCCACAUGCAAAUUGUAAUAUCCUUGCAUUUAUAGAGCCUAAUGGAACCAACUUGAUUUAUCAUGAUUUAUCAUACAUUUGUUAAAAACAUGAAUAUGUAAACAAAAUUAAUUAAUUCCUACAUUUCUAUGUUUAAGUAAAAUUGGAUUGUAUCAUAAUUUUUUAAAAAUUGGCUAGUAUGAGGAUUCAACAACACUAAUAAUAGGAAUUGAAAAACAAAACUUUUUGCUGAAAUCCCACAGACCCCAGGGAUGUAGUCACAACCUAUAUAUCUUGUUCAUCAUACCUUCAAAAUUAUGUUAGCACUCACAAAUAGAUAUUUAUGAACAACAAUUUUCUUCAAGGUUUGCACAGUCAGGAUUUAAUAAAACAUACAUUUACAUCAACAAGUACAUAGGAAUUGAAUGAUUUAAUAACAUAACAUUUGAAAACAUGAAGUAAAAUACAAGGUGUUGCAUGAGUUUUAAAGUAGACAUGACACUACCAGGCCCAAGAAAGUAAUGAAUACUUUAGUCUUUAGAACAAACAUAUGUUAGGUACACAUAUUUAUUUUUUUGUUCUAGUACUAAAUUAUGUUUUUAAAUUGCCAUUUUGCAAAUGGCUUUAAUUAUUAAAUUCUAUCAAUAAACCUUCAUAAAAUGGCAUUCUCUAACUAAAGAAAUUUUAUAAACAAUUUAUAAAAUAAAUUACUUUUAUUGCAAAGCUUAAAUAAUUCCCCAACACAACAGACAUAGAAUCUCUCAAUAUUGUAUAACAUUUAUGUAAAUGGUACACUAAACUUAUGUACAAGUCUGUCAACAUAGCAUGUAUAUA